Molecule: messenger RNA, 669 nt
Organism: Perkinsus marinus ATCC 50983
Lineage: Eukaryota; Perkinsozoa; Perkinsida; Perkinsidae
Product: short-chain dehydrogenase, putative
Exons: 1
Biological process (GO): fatty acid elongation
Cellular component (GO): endoplasmic reticulum
Source: RefSeq, a predicted model, not a curated record
AUGGCUGAAAAGCAGAGUUUACCAGUGGUCCUCUCUAUGGGUGCUUAUCCAUUCACCUUUCUCGAGUGGUUGAGUAUCAUAGCAAUCAUGCUCCUUUGUGCACCUAUCAUUUUGACUGGUAUGGCGCUAUGCUGGGUGGUUCAGAAGCUUCAGGGCCCGAUUUUCAAUAUGGGUUAUCCUUAUAACCUCAAGCCAGUGAGAGCUUCUCGCGAGGAGUAUGCUGUUGUUACUGGUGCAUCCAAGGGUAUGGGCCGUCAGUUUGCCAUGAAGUUGGCGAAAGCAGGGUGGAGUCUUGUGAUUGCCGCUCGUAACGAGAAGUUGUUAAACGAGUUGAAAGAUACUUUGGUGAAGACUUACGGUCCGAGUUGCAAGGUUGCCGUUGUUCCGUGCGAUUUGUCCUGUGAUGAGGGUCUUGCCAAACUCCGUGCUGCCGUUGAUGAUCUUCCAGUCACCCUAGCUGUUCUGAAUGCUGGUGGUAUGUAUUCGUGUGAUAUCGUCAAUCUCGAGCCGGAGAAGUUGGAAGCUCAGAUUCGUCUGAAUAUCAUCCAACAAGUGAUGCUCUCACAAUACUUCAUGGCCCAUCACUUCGUUCCUCGUGGAAAGGGUCGUGUCUGCAUCAUGAGCUCUUUAGCAGCCCAUUUUAUCGGUAGCGGUAACGCCUUCUACUAC